AAGAGAGAUAGCUAGAGAGGAAAGCUCGAUCUGGGAAAAGGAUCGAGAGAUAUAGUAGCUAGUGAGCCAAGAAAGUAAAGAGAUGUCUCGUUUCGUUGAUCCGCUGGUGGUGGGGCGGGUGAUCGGGGAAGUGGUGGACUUGUUCGUGCCGUCGGUGGCCAUGGCUGUGGCCUACGGGCCAAAGGACAUCAGCAACGGCUGCCACAUCAAGCCCUCCAUGGCCGCCGCCCAGCCGCUCGUGCGCAUCUCCGGCCGCCGCAACGACCUCUACACCCUCGUGAUGACGGAUCCGGACGCGCCUAGCCCUAGCGACCCGACCAUGAGGGAGUAUCUCCACUGGAUAGUGGUUAACAUACCCGGCGGAACCGACGCGACUAAAGGUGAUACGGUGGUGCCAUACAUGGGCCCAGCGCCGCCGGUGGGGAUCCACCGGUACGUGCUGGUGCUGUUCGAGCAGAAGACGCGCGCCGUCGACGGCAUGACGGCGGCGCCCGCCGACCGGGCCUACUUCAGCACCCGGGCCUUCGCCGCGGCCCACGACCUCGGCCUCCCCGUCGCCGUCGUCUACUUCAACUCCCAGAAGGAGCCCGCGCACAACCGCCGCCGCUAAAUUGACAAGCUCGAGAGGAUCGAUCACUAUAGCUAGCUAGGUCUUUUGAUAUGUCCCGGCGAUCGAAUAACAAGUAAACCUAGUACACAGACAGCAUAAGUACUACUGCACUCACACCUAGAGU
This is a messenger RNA of Brachypodium distachyon (stiff brome), 734 nucleotides long. RefSeq names its product protein MOTHER of FT and TFL1 homolog 2. The transcript has 4 exons. Bases 83 to 610 code for a protein of 175 amino acids. The record is from RefSeq and is a predicted model, not a curated record. NCBI's taxonomy places the organism in Eukaryota, Viridiplantae, Streptophyta, Magnoliopsida, Poales, Poaceae.